Messenger RNA from Chelmon rostratus (copperband butterflyfish), 1128 nucleotides. RefSeq names its product mitochondrial ribosomal protein L24 (gene mrpl24). Gene Ontology annotation, biological process: translation. Gene Ontology annotation, molecular function: RNA binding; structural constituent of ribosome. Bases 143 to 793 code for a protein of 216 amino acids. The record is from RefSeq and is a predicted model, not a curated record. The transcript has 6 exons. Gene Ontology annotation, cellular component: ribosome; mitochondrion. NCBI's taxonomy places the organism in Eukaryota, Metazoa, Chordata, Actinopteri, Chaetodontiformes, Chaetodontidae.
GGCCCACCAAUUUAUGUAUGUGUCCAUUGCGCAUGCGUGCAGCCAGCUUCUACCCUCCUUUCCACUAGGAGGCGCUGCCCGCUGAGGCUUCUGUUGCUGUCCGUGCUGUAGUACAUGUGACAUUGACAUCAACAGAGGCAGAAUGAGGCUGACCACUGUCCUAUCGAUGGCAGCCAAGGUUGUUGUACCCAAAAAUUACCGCUACGGCACUAGCAGACCGUGGACGGUGGCUGCUAAGAGGCGGAAUCCUCCGGGGAUGAGGAGGAAGAAGGUGUUCGUGGAGCCGAUAGCGGCAGAGGACUGGUCUGUGUUCAGAGGGGACACGGUUGAGAUUCUCGCAGGAAAGGACAAAGGAAAGCAAGGAAAAGUGGUCCAAGUCAUCAGAAACAGAAACUGGGUUAUGCUGGAGGGACUGAACACGCAUUACAGGUAUGUUGGAAAAACUGAGGAUUACCGUGGGACCUACAUUGCCAGCGAGGCUCCACUUUUGCUUCGUGAUGUCACCCUUGUUGACCCCUCAGACAGGAAGCCCACUGAGGUGGAGUGGAGAUACACAGAGGAGGGCGAGAGAGUCCGAGUUUCUCUCAGGACGGGCCGAAUCAUCACGAAACCUGUUGUGGAACGACGAGAUGGCAUCAUACCAGAGCAGUGGAAAGAUGGUCCCAAAGACACCAGUCCAGAAGACGCUCUAGAAAAGACCUAUGUGCCAUCUCUGAAAACCCUGGAGGAGGAAGUCAUGGAGAAAAUGGGUAUUCAGGAGAACAGGAGGCACCGAAGGUCUUACUGGUACUAACCAGAGAAAUCAGAGACACUCAGGCCUCAUUGUGCUAUCCAGUUUUCAUGUGGCCUCAGGAGACACCGUGUUUUUGUGGGAGUCGAGCAGAACCACAUGCUAAAAAGAGACUGUGAGGAUCUGAGGAUGAGGAUGACGUGAGUAAGGCUAAUGGGCUGUGAAAUACUGGUGCAACAUACAUAUGAUUAAGGAAAUGAUGGCUUUGUGAAAAUAUGAGGUGAAACAGACCUGCAACGUAAAGGUCUCCUGAAUAUGUACAGUUUCAGUCAUUCUCUGUCAGAGUUUGUAUUAUGUUUCUUUCUUUGUAAAGGUGAAUAAAUCUCCCAUGUAAACCA